AUGGUUAAAAUCGUGGCGAACUAUGAAAUUAUGAGAACGUUGGGACAAGGCAAAUACUCCAAAGUCAAGUUUGGGAGAGAUUUGGAGACGGGAGAAACGUAUGCGAUUAAGAUUAUGAAUUUGAGUUAUAUAAAAAAGGAGCAGAUGGAAACGCAGUUGAAACGAGAAAUUGCCAUCAUGAAAAUAAUGAAACAUCCGAACAUUGUAAAAUUGAAAGAAGUGCUACAAACGGAGAAUAAUAUGUAUGUCAUUAUGGAGUUAGUAACGGGAGGAGAGCUGUUUGACCGUAUUGUUGCUGCGGAGAAGUUUGAUGAAAUUACAGCAAGGCGAUAUUUCCAUCAACUCGUGUCUGCAGUCGAAUAUUGUCAUAAUCAGGGAAUUGCUCAUCGAGAUUUGAAACCAGAAAAUUUAUUGUUGGAUUCGACCGAUCGGCUCAAAAUUACGGACUUUGGACUUAGUAGUAUUGUACCAAACAAACUCGGAAAAUCACAACUAUUGAAAACAACAUGCGGAACACCAAACUAUGUCUCGCCUGAAGUCAUCAAAGAAAAGGGUUAUGACGGUUUCAUUUCAGACAUUUGGUCACUUGGAGUGAUUCUUUAUGUAAUGCUAACUGGAAGACUACCCUUUGAUGACAGGAAUAUUAAUGUAUUAUUUAAAAAAAUAGAAAGUGGAAAGGUUGAUUAUCCCAUACAUCUUUCAAAAGAAGCAAAACAUUUAAUCUCAAGCAUGUUGCAGGUGAAUCCAAAGAAACGAUAUACCAUUGCUCAAAUCAAGGCAUCUAAAUGGUUCCAAAUAGGAUAUAAGGAAGAGUUUGCAGUCAUAAUGCCACAUAUUCAAUCUAAAAUAGAGCUAUCUAAUUCAGAUAUAAAAAACGCCGUAAAAGAUAGCUUCUACAAGGAGGUCGAUCAACUUCCAUCUUCAUCCACACCAAAACCACCAUCUGAGGUUCGGAUGAAUGCUUUUGAUUUAGCGUCACAAUUUGUGAUGGGAUCGAUUUCAAAGAUGGCUACAGGCCAAGACGCACUGCUAAUAAGGAGACAAACGCGGUUGGUUGCCCUAGGAAAAACAGAAGAAAUUUCUGAAAAAGUAUUCCAAAUAUUGAAAAACGAGCGAGCAAAUCCCAAAUUCAAGGGAACCACCCUUAUCAAAUGCUACAUGAAUAUGGCUGACACUGUAAUUACGAUGAACGUUGCAAUUUUGAAAACUGUUUCCGAUUCUUUAUUAAUUAUUGAAUUUAGAAGAGGCAAAGGCAAUUUUCUUGCCUUUCACCAAUUUUUUAGGCAUGUUGCUUCAAAAAUGUCUGAUUUUGUUGUUUCUGCCAAUUCACAAGGUCCUAAAUCAAAUUCUCCAACUUCGUCGAACGAGCAGCAAACACAAAGCUCGUCUACAGAAGUUGUAACCACAGACGCUCCAAAACAAUAA
This is a messenger RNA of Naegleria lovaniensis, 1425 nucleotides long. RefSeq lists its product as uncharacterized. Gene Ontology annotation, biological process: protein phosphorylation. Bases 1 to 1425 code for a protein of 474 amino acids. Gene Ontology annotation, molecular function: ATP binding; protein kinase activity. The record is from RefSeq and is a predicted model, not a curated record. NCBI's taxonomy places the organism in Eukaryota, Heterolobosea, Eutetramitea, Acrasida, Naegleriidae. The transcript has 4 exons.